AUGGUGGUUAAUCUUUCUCUGAUACGAGCGUGUUCUGAUGCCUUUGCUUUAGGCUCUAUCUUCUUUAGCGGGGAUGUUCUGCCAACUUUAGUGGUGGAGGUUGCACGUCACUUCAUGUAUAUUGAAACACAGAAUAAUGGUCCCUGUUACAUUCUAUAUACUCCAAAUGUUAAUGGUUGGAAAGAAGAUUUCAUUGUUCCCACCACAAGAGGGUCUUCAAUGAUCAGAACAAUCCACGUUAGGGAGAUAUUCUCACUUUCACAAACAGUUGUUGCCAUAGAGUGA
This is a messenger RNA of Sphenostylis stenocarpa, 285 nucleotides long. NCBI's taxonomy places the organism in Eukaryota, Viridiplantae, Streptophyta, Magnoliopsida, Fabales, Fabaceae. The record is from the annotation of a GenBank genome assembly.